Gorilla gorilla gorilla (western lowland gorilla) is the source of this 1194-nucleotide messenger RNA. RefSeq names its product myosin light chain 6B (gene MYL6B). Gene Ontology annotation, molecular function: structural constituent of muscle; calcium ion binding. The transcript is spliced from 8 exons. The record is from RefSeq and is a predicted model, not a curated record. Bases 453 to 1079 code for a protein of 208 amino acids. Gene Ontology annotation, cellular component: myosin II complex. Lineage: Eukaryota; Metazoa; Chordata; Mammalia; Primates; Hominidae.
CAGACACGGACCCCGCAGGUUCACACAAGCCUCCCUGGCUGCUACCCCUCAACCCACCCUUCAAGAAGACUAAAGCUGCUGGAUCACCUGCUUUGCCUCACCACCCCCAUCUCAGUGCCACUGGCAAGCAUCCUAUCCUCACCCUGGAGGUUAACUACCUCAUUCUGGGCAGUCUCUGGCUUCCUCCCCUACCCCUAAAGGAAACAUUGUUCUUUUCUGGUCAGCCUUUGGGGAUAAGGGGACAGAGGGAAGAAGACCUUGGGGCAGGAGUCCUGAACCAUAGGAGGCCAGGGGAGUGAGGGCAGGCAGUUAUAUCUCUCCUCUACCUCAUCCUUGCCACAGCCAACUGGCUCCCUGCCCCUGCCCCCGCCCCUUGACAUCCCAGACUCCCUGCCUAUUUAAACAGAGAUGGGUGCCCCCAUCCGCACACUGUCCUUUGGCCACCGGACAUCAUGCCUCCCAAGAAGGAUGUUCCCGUGAAGAAACCAGCAGGGCCCUCCAUCUCCAAACCUGCUGCUAAGCCAGCAGCAGCAGGGGCUCCUCCAGCCAAGACCAAAGCUGAGCCAGCUGUCCCCCAGGCCCCUCAGAAAACCCAGGAGCCUCCAGUCGAUCUCUCCAAAGUGGUGAUCGAGUUUAACAAGGACCAGCUGGAGGAGUUCAAGGAGGCCUUCGAGCUGUUUGACCGAGUGGGGGAUGGCAAGAUCCUGUACAGCCAGUGUGGGGACGUGAUGAGGGCCCUGGGCCAGAACCCCACCAACGCCGAGGUGCUCAAGGUCCUGGGGAACCCCAAGAGUGAUGAGCUGAAGUCCCGGCGUGUGGACUUUGAGACUUUCCUGCCUAUGCUCCAGGCAGUGGCCAAGAACCGAGGCCAAGGCACAUAUGAGGACUACUUGGAGGGGCUUCGUGUGUUUGACAAGGAGGGGAACGGCAAAGUCAUGGGAGCAGAGCUCAGACAUGUUCUCACCACCCUUGGAGAGAAGAUGACUGAGGAGGAGGUGGAGACCGUUCUGGCAGGACACGAGGACAGCAACGGCUGCAUCAACUACGAGGCCUUCUUGAAACACAUCCUAAGCGUCUGAGUGCUGCAGAUCCAGUGGGGUCCGGACACUGGCCCCCGCAGGCGAAAGCACGUUCCAGCCACCAGGAGGCCACCUAUUGUUUCAAAAUAAAGACUGGGUUCCUCUCUUGGUUUCA